This is a messenger RNA of Sphaerulina musiva SO2202, 696 nucleotides long. RefSeq lists its product as uncharacterized. The coding region runs from base 1 to 696 and encodes 231 amino acids. Lineage: Eukaryota; Fungi; Ascomycota; Dothideomycetes; Mycosphaerellales; Mycosphaerellaceae. The transcript has 2 exons. The record is from RefSeq and is a predicted model, not a curated record.
AUGCCUUCCACGCCAUUCCAGCUCAUCGUCACCGGCAAAGCAGAGGUCGCACAUCUAGCAGAGCUCGCUAUCAUCAACGUCUCAGUCUCCAGCUCCGGCAUCAACGAAGCCUCCGUCUCAGACAAAGUCAUCACGACCGCCAAACACAUCGAAUCCCUCUUGGGCCCUCUAUCCCCACAAGAUGACACAGCAAAAGCCAAAAAAGCGGCACCUAUAGCCCACUGGUCCAAAACCUCCCUCUCAUCCACCAGCCACGGACUGUACCAUCACCAAGAUCCCGACCAGCCACCGAUCAGACAAUACAACGUAGCCAUCAGCUUCGACAUCAGCUUCAGGGACUUCCAAGCCCUGAGAUCUUUCGGAACCAAGCUCUCCAGCAUCAGUCACGUCGAAGUGCAAAACAUCUCCUGGAUACUCACUGACGCGACUCUGAAAUCCUUCGAGACCGAACUUCGCGAAAAAGCCGCGCAAGACGCUCUGGAGAAAGCGUGCGACUACUGCGACGUUUUGGCGUACAAAGCGAACGUCCGACCGGUGGAAUUGCAGGAAGCAACGGUGAGUCGCUCGAUGCAACAGGCGAAAAUAGGGAUAGGAAAUGGUGAGUAUGCGAGGACUGAGGGUCUCAGGUUUGAUGCACAAAAAGUGAAAAUGGCGAUAGAGGUCACUGUGAAAUUUGAGGCGGAUUAUGAUGUCUGA